GAUCCUCAAAUCCUUGCAGGUUCUGCUCAAACAAAAACAUUUCUGUGAAAGCUGUGUUUGUUACAAAGGUUGUUGCUGUGGGAAUCCGAGGUUGGAAAGCUUCAAACCCUGCAACACAACUUUAAUGGCGGCUAGAGAGGUUAUGAAUAAACCUCCUUCACUUCCUCCAUACCCUGAGAUGAUUUUGAAGGCAAUUGAAGCACUGAACGAAGAGAAUGGUUCCAACAAAUCAUCAAUAUCAAAGUAUAUAGAAUCCACAUACGGUGGAUUGCCUCAGGGUCACAAGGCACUGCUCAAUGUGCACCUUGCAAAAAUGAGGGACAGUGGGGAGCUAGUGUUUUGGAAAAACAACUAUACAAAGCGUGACCCAAACGCGCCACCGCGGCGGGGCCGUGGUAGGCCCCCCAAGCCCAAGGUCCCGCUGCCGCCGGGUACCAUGUUGGCACCGCCUAGGCCAAGGGGCCGGCCCCCAAAGGACCCAAAUGACCCACCAAGACCACCCAAGGUCAAGGCUUCAACCGGGAGUGGCAGGCCCAGAGGGCGGCCCAGGAAGAUGGCUCGGCCCGCCGGAGGCUUUGGCGGAGCUCCGCCCCCAGCCGCUAGUGGGAGGCCCAGAGGUAGGCCUCCAAAGAUGAAGUCUCCUUUUACAGAAAUUAGUGUUUAACAUUUAGAGCCUUGUAUUGGGUUUAGGCCUUGCAUGGAAAUGGAAGUGUUAUGUACAUUUGUGUAGUUGUAGUUGCUGUGAGCCUUUGAUGGUUUGUAAAUUGUAAUUGUGAAAAUAGGAGAAUGGUUAGAGUUGAUGAACUCUCUAAAAUUCUUGAUUUGAAGAAUAUGUG
Messenger RNA from Gastrolobium bilobum, 836 nucleotides. Its product is annotated as HMG-Y-related protein A-like. The coding region runs from base 125 to 664 and encodes 179 amino acids. The record is from RefSeq and is a predicted model, not a curated record. The transcript has 2 exons. Gene Ontology annotation, biological process: chromosome condensation; negative regulation of DNA recombination; regulation of DNA-templated transcription. NCBI's taxonomy places the organism in Eukaryota, Viridiplantae, Streptophyta, Magnoliopsida, Fabales, Fabaceae. Gene Ontology annotation, molecular function: double-stranded DNA binding; nucleosomal DNA binding. Gene Ontology annotation, cellular component: chromatin; nucleosome; nucleolus.